Triplophysa dalaica is the source of this 4254-nucleotide messenger RNA. RefSeq names its product DEAH (Asp-Glu-Ala-His) box polypeptide 16 (gene dhx16). NCBI's taxonomy places the organism in Eukaryota, Metazoa, Chordata, Actinopteri, Cypriniformes, Nemacheilidae. Gene Ontology annotation, molecular function: RNA binding; ATP binding. The record is from RefSeq and is a predicted model, not a curated record. The coding region runs from base 537 to 3710 and encodes 1057 amino acids. The transcript has 22 exons. Gene Ontology annotation, cellular component: intracellular anatomical structure; catalytic step 2 spliceosome.
GUUUACAAUUUCGCUUGAGUAAUUCAAGCUUAUUUUUUGUUGCUUCACAUUUUAUUAGUUUCACUUCACGCUUUAUAGGUACACGUACACCACGUAUUUUGUAUAAUUUAAAAAACAACGAAACAUAAAUAAAUAAAAUGUAAAAUAUAAUCACGUGGUCGUUUACAGCCAAUAAGCAGCAGUUUAAUAACAAAUAUAUAAAUGUGGGUAAAAAACGCGCUGGGUAGAGAAGUUCCCAUGCGGUGAGUAAUCUCAGCAACUCUCGGUUCGGCUUUCUGUGUCCUACAGUCAUUUGAAACUCUCUUCAACUCUUUUACGAUAAACUGGUGCGAAUGUAACACGUAUAGAGAUAAACGAAUCUGACUUUUGAUUCCCGGAAUGACAGAAUGACCCCGCAGAGGACAUAAACAUGAUAUGACUGACACCUCGACAGACCAAACAACUUUAAGCACGGUUGCUUUAGAGAACGUCGUGACUCCGGAUGUAAACCAAAUGUUUUCAUAGGUCAAACGGCGUGGAGACGCUACAAACUCACAAUGGCCAGUCUCGAACAGUGGGUUAGUGAUCAGCUUCAUGACAUCCUGGGUUUGAGUGACAGAUAUGUGGCCCAGUACAUGAUCGGUCUGGUGCUGAAGUCCUCUGGACCUCAGGACUUUGUGACUCGUCUUCAGCAAACUGGAACCAUUGACAUUGAUCAAAGAAUCACAGCGUUCGCACAUGAGUUAUACAACAAGGCCCCCAAAAAACAAGUGGUGGAGAAACCUGCCCGAGCUGUGGAACGACAUGUGAUGGAAAUAGAGAGAAAGAACAGAACUUACACUCUUCUGGAGGACAGUGAGAGUGAUGAAGAGACUGUCAGAGAAAGAGAAAAAGAAAAAGAGACGAAAAGCAAAGACAGAGAGAAAGGAAAAAAGAGGAAACAUCUCAGACAGAAACAAGAGGACAGUCCAUCGUCCGAUGAGGAGGACAGAAGACCGAGCUCUAAAGCUGUGGAUGAGCCAAAGAAAGCUGCUAAAGCUGCGGAGGAGGAAGAAGAAGAAUGGGAAAAAGAGGAGAGAGAGAGACUCCAAGACUUGGAGGAGAGGGAUGCCUUCGCUGAGCGUGUCAAGCAGAAGGACAAAGACAAGACCAGACACAUACUUGAGAGAAAUGAUAAAAAGGCAUAUGAGGAAGCGCAAAAGAAGCUAAAGAUGGCUGAAGAGGAUCAAAAGAAGAUGCUCCCUAAACUAAGGGAACAGUCGCGUCAGCAGUAUCUGUCUAAAAGAGAGCAGGAGAAGCUGGAAGACCUAAAGGCUGAGAUUGCAGACGAGGAAUAUCUCUUCGCCACAGACAAUCUUACAGACCGGGAAAGGAAAGAUUUGGACUAUAAAAGGAAGGUCCGAGACCUGGCACAAGAAUACAAGAAAGCAGGGGCCAAAGAAAAAGAGGAAAGAAAAAACAGAUACUACAUGCCUGAGGAGAACAGAAACAAGUCCAUUCCUCAAAGAGACAUGGACCUGGAGUUUGAGGAGAUGCCUAGGGAGGGAGGCGGGGAACAGGGGCGGUGGGAGGAGGCAAGAGUCGCCACUGCCACCCUGCAGUUCGGGGCCAGGGAAGAGAGGGAACGCCGAAUAAAGGAGGAGAGGGAGAAGUACGAACUUAUUCUAGAGGAAGAGGAGAUGAUCAACUUUGUCACCACGGCCAUGACCAUGAAGGGAACACUGUCAGAGAAGGAAAGUGAACCUGAGUUAUCACAGGCUGAGAAACAGAAAGAGUCCAUCCAGGAGGUCAGGUGCAGCCUGCCCAUCUUUCCAUACAGAGAAGACCUUCUAACUGCCAUCAGGAACCACCAGAUCUUGGUGAUAGAGGGUGAGACCGGAUCCGGCAAGACCACCCAGAUACCUCAGUAUCUGCAGGAAGAUGGUUUCACUGAAGGAGGAAUGAAAAUCGGCUGCACUCAGCCUCGACGAGUGGCGGCCAUGUCCGUUGCAGCCAGAGUCGCACAGGAAAUGGGUGUCAAACUGGGAAAUGAGGUGGGCUACAGCAUCCGUUUUGAGGACUGUACGUCAGAACGCACCAUCCUGAAAUACAUGACGGACGGAAUGUUGCUCAGAGAGUUUCUUACAGAGCCUGAUCUGGCCAGUUACAGCGUGAUCAUCAUUGAUGAAGCUCAUGAACGAACGUUACACACAGACAUUCUCUUCGGAUUGAUUAAAGAUAUCGCCCGCUUCCGUCCCGGCCUUAAGGUCCUGGUGGCCAGCGCAACCCUGGACACAGAGCGUUUCUCUCGCUUUUUUGAUGAUGCGCCUGUAUUUAGGAUUCCAGGACGCAGGUUCCCUGUAGACAUCUUCUACACAAAGGCUCCAGAAGCAGAUUACCUGGAAGCUUGUGUCGUUUCUGUCCUGCAGAUCCAUGUCACCCAGCCAACUGGAGAUGUGCUGGUCUUCCUCACUGGGCAGGAAGAGAUUGAGGCAUGCUGUGAGCUGUUACAGGAGAGAUGUAGGAGGUUGGGGUCGAAGAUAUCUGAGCUCCUUGUUCUCCCCAUCUAUGCUAACCUGCCCUCUGACAUGCAGGCCAAGAUCUUCAAUCCCACCCCGCCUGGGGCACGCAAAGUUGUGGUGGCCACAAAUAUCGCAGAGACUUCGCUCACCAUCGAUGGAAUUAUCUAUGUCAUUGAUCCAGGCUUCUGCAAACAGAAGAGUUACAAUGCUCGGACAGGGAUGGAAUCCCUUAUUGUCACCCCCUGUUCAAGGGCCUCGGCCAAUCAGAGAGCAGGCCGUGCAGGAAGAGUGGCUGCAGGGAAGUGUUUUCGUCUGUACACGGCGUGGGCCUUUAAACACGAGAUGGAGGAGACCACAAUCCCAGAGAUCCAGAGAACAAACCUGGGCAAUGUGGUUCUGUUGCUUAAAAGCCUGGGUAUAAAUGACCUGAUUCACUUUGACUUCAUGGAUCCUCCUCCUCAUGAAACGCUGGUCUUGGCUUUGGAGCAGCUCUACGCUUUGGGGGCCCUCAACCACCUUGGAGAGCUCACUAAACUUGGACGAAGAAUGGCUGAACUUCCUGUGGACCCCAUGCUGAGUAAAAUGAUUCUGGCCUCAGAGCAUUACAAGUGCUCUGAGGAAGUUCUGACUAUAGCGGCCAUGGUGUCAGUUAACAAUUCCAUCUUCUACCGCCCCAAAGACAAAGUAGUUCACGCCGACAACGCCCGGAUGAACUUUGUGGUACCGGGAGGGGAUCACAUGGUGCUGCUCAAUGUAUACACACAGUGGGUAGAAAGUGGUUAUUCGACUCAGUGGUGCUUCGAGAACUUCAUCCAGUUCCGCUCAAUGAAAAGAGCUCGAGAUGUCCGGGAACAGCUGGAGGGAUUGAUGGAGAGGAUUGAGGUGGAACUGUGCAGUGCCGACGGUGACACAAUGCCCAUUCGCAAGGCAGUGACUGCUGGAUAUUUUUACCACACGGCACGGUUGAGCAAAGGGGGUUACAAAACAGUCAAGCACCAGCAGACGGUUUACGUCCAUCCCAACAGCUCCCUGUUUGAGGAGCAGCCGCGCUGGCUCAUCUACCAUGAGCUGGUCUUCACGACCAAAGAGUUUAUGAGACAGCUGAUAGAGAUUGAGAGCGGCUGGCUCCUUGAAGUGGCUCCUCAUUAUUACAAGAACAAAGAGUUGGAGGACAGCAGUAGUAAGAAGAUGCCACGCAAACAAGGAAAAGCCCGUGAAGAACUGGGCUGACCCGGACAUGAGAAGACUGUUUCUACGGCUGUCACACGGGACCGAGACCUCGUACAUUCUGUACAGAGACAGGCGCCAUUGUGUGAACCUCUGUCAGUGUUUGUUGAAAAUGAAUCCCGAAUUUUUUUAGUGUUUGGAAAUUCGCUGAUCAUUGUAAAAUAUUUUACAGUUGUUUUUCUGCCAUUGUUUUCAUUCGUUUCGAAUGAGGAAAUACAUUUUUGAAUACAAGCACACUCCUGUUUUUGUUAUUAUUUAUACAGAGAUAUCUGAUUCUAGCCUGGAAUCCAUUUGAAUAGAUAACAUUGGAUGAGGAUCAAGAGAAGGAUUGUAAAAGGUUAUAAAACUGAAGGUGGUAAACGCAACAAUGGUUUAAUAAAUAAAUAGAGGCGAGUUAAGAGAAUGUUUAACACUGGAAUUUUCCCUUGAAAUUGUUUGCAAAUCGUCGAUGUCCUUCCAGAUUCUAUUUUGUCCAGAUUCACAGUUUUUCAGGAAAUGGAAGAAACACUACUUUUUAAGUGAUUAAAUACUGUGUUGUCCAAGUUGA